Parastagonospora nodorum SN15 is the source of this 1641-nucleotide messenger RNA. RefSeq lists its product as hypothetical. Gene Ontology annotation, molecular function: transmembrane transporter activity. Gene Ontology annotation, biological process: transmembrane transport. NCBI's taxonomy places the organism in Eukaryota, Fungi, Ascomycota, Dothideomycetes, Pleosporales, Phaeosphaeriaceae. The transcript has a single exon. The coding region runs from base 1 to 1641 and encodes 546 amino acids. The record is from RefSeq and is a predicted model, not a curated record.
AUGGCGUCAAAACUUGAGAACACUACCGUGGAUAGCACUGGGAAAGAGGAAGAAGCGACCGUCAUCUCCAUUCACUCAUCCGAGAGUGAGAAAAACCAGGACGAUCAAGAAACACAGCCCUUCAAGCACACGUGGAAACUAUGGUGCAUCUUCUCAGUCCUGUGUCUCUUUUCUUUCCUAUCCGCCCUCGAUGGUACCAUCAUCACAACCUCUCUUCCCACCAUCACUGGUGCAAUCGGCGGCAGUAGUGACGGUCUCUACGUCUGGAUAGCACAGUGCUUCAUCUUCUCAUCAACAGCACCUCAACCGCUGUAUGGGCAGAUUGCCAACAUCUUUGGACGCCGCAACCCAUUUCUUUUCGCCAUUGCUUUGUUCGCUCUGGGAAGUGGCAUCGCUGGCGGUGCGACAAGCCCAGCCAUGUUGAUCAGUGGUCGAACAGUGCAGGGUACUGGUGCGGCCGGCCUGUAUGUCCUUUCUGACAUCCUCAUCUGUGAUCUGGUUCCUCCGCGGUACCGUGGCCCAUAUCUCACUGCCGUUUUGUCCACCGCUGGCAUCGGAUCAACCAUUGGCCCUGUCGUCGGCGGCGCAAUGGCUCAAGAAAACUGGCGCUGGAUCUUCUAUCUGAAUAUCCCCAUCUCCGUAUUCGGCUUUAUCAUCAUGAUCCUUUUGCUCAAAGUCAACCACGUCCAGAGCGCAUCCUGGGCUCAAGCACUCGCGAAGAUCGACUAUCUCGGAGCACUCAUCUUCAUCCCAUCAUGCAUCGCCAUCUUCUACGCUCUCAUCACCGGCGGCGUCCAACACCCUUGGUCUUCAUGGCGCGUGAUCCUCCCGCUUGUUCUCGGCAUCGUAGGCUGGGCAGUCUACCAUGUCCAACAAGCACACUGCGCCAAUCCCAGUACGCCACCGCAUCUCUUUACAAAUCGCACAUCAGCGACUGGCUUUGCGCUCGUCUUCCUAAGCUCUCUCGCCAUGUACACAAUCUCGUUUUUCCUCCCAAUAUACUUUCAAGCGGUAAAGCUCCUCUCGCCCCUGACAUCCGGUGUGUACUACCUUCCAUUCGCACUCGCCAUCAUGCCAUUCGCUGGUGGAUCGGGGUGGGCGCUGAGUAAAUGGGGAAAAUACAUUCCGCUGCAUUACGCCGGAACAGCGCUCGUGGCAAUCGGCGCAGGUCUGUUUGCGACGCUUGACGAAAACUCGAGCCGUGCUGCGUACAUUGGAUUUCAAAUCAUUCCGAGCGCGGGUAUUGCGAUGAUCUACACUGCGACGCUACCGAGUACGCUUGCGCCGCUUGAUGAGAAGGACGUUGCGACUGCGACUGCGACUUACUCAUUCGUGCGAUCCUUUGGUUUUGUUUGGGGUGUUACGAUGGGCGGUAUUGUGUUCAACGGGCAAGUUAAUGCGCGGUUACACUUGGUACAGGAUGCGUCGCUGCGAGACUCACUGCGUGAUGGUGCAGCAUAUGCUUUUGCGGCCGGCCGAAGUAGUUUGAGCAGUAUGAUCGACCCUUCAAGCCAGUUGCAGGUUACUCAUGUCUACGCUAAAGCUUUGCGGGUGGUUUGGCUGGUGGUCAUGGCGGUUGGAUUGUUAUCAUUUGUGCUGGUGCCUGCGGAGAGAUCAAUAAGAGCUGAAGAAGGAGAAUAA